AUGACCCAAACUCUCAAGCUCGCUUCUAGGGUAUUUCAUCGGGUCCUCUGGGCUCCUGACCUGGGUGCCUCAUUGGGCUCGAGAGGCUCCGACUCAGCACCGCGGAAUUUGGCUGACAUCCCAGGGCCCUCCACACCAGGUUUCCUAGCCGAACUCUUCUGCAAGGGGGGAUUUUCACGGCUACACGAGCUGCAGGUGCAGGGCGCCAAGCACUUCGGGCCCGUGUGGUCGGCCAGCUUCGGGACAGUGCGCACAGUCUACGUGGCCGCUCCUGAGCUGAUUGAGCAGUUGCUGCGACAAGAGGGACCUCGACCCGAGCGCUGCAGCUUCUCACCUUGGACGGAGCACCGACGCUUGCGCCAGCGAGCUUGCGGGCUACUCACUGCAGACGGCGAAGAAUGGCAGCGGCUCCGCAGCCUUCUGGCUCCGCUCCUUCUCCGGCCUCAGUCGGCGGCCCGCUAUGCGGGGACCCUGGACAACGUGGUCGGCGACCUCGUGAGGCGACUGCGGUGCCAGCGGGGUCUGGGCGCGGGGCCCCCCGCCCUGGUUCGGGACGUGGCGGGAGAGUUCUAUAAGUUCGGACUAGAAGGCAUCGCCGCCGUGCUGCUGGGCUCGCGCCUCGGCUGCCUGGAGGCCCAAGUGCCGCGGGACACGGAGACCUUCAUCCGCGCCGUGGGCUCUGUGUUUGUGUCCACGCUGCUAACCAUGGCGAUGCCCAGCUGGCUGCACCGCCUGGUUCCCGGGCCCUGGGACCGCCUCUGCCGGGACUGGGACCAGAUGUUUGCAUUUGCCCAGCAGCACGUGGAACAGCGAGAGGCUGAGGUGGCCACGAGGAACCAGGAAGGGCCUGAGGGAGACAUGGGACGCAGAGCACAUCUGACCUACUUCUUAUUCCGAGAAAAACUGCCAGCCCCGUCCAUCCUCGGGAAUGUGACAGAACUGCUACUGGCAGGAGUGGACACGGUGUCCAACACUCUCUCUUGGGCUCUGUAUGAGCUCUCUCGGCAUCCGGAAGUCCAGACAGCGCUCCACUCGGAGAUCGUUACUGCCCUGGGUCCCAGCUCAUGUGCCCACCCCUCAGCCACUGCUCUGUCCCAGCUGCCCCUGCUGAAGGCUGUGAUCAAGGAGGUGCUGAGACUAUACCCCGUGGUACCUGGGAAUUCCCGUGUCCCAGACAAAGAUAUUCGUGUGGGUGAUUACAUUAUUCCAAAAAAUACACUGGUCACUCUGUGUCACUAUUGCACUUCUCGAGACCCUGCCCAGUUUCCAGAACCAGAUUCUUUUCAUCCAGCUCGCUGGCUGGGGGAGGACCCAGCCCCCCACCCCUUUGCCUCUCUCCCCUUUGGGUUUGGCAAACGAAGUUGUAUGGGGAGGCGCCUGGCAGAGCUUGAGCUGCAAAUGGCUUUAGUUCAGAUCUUGAUGCACUUUGAGGUUCGGCCUGAGCCGGGUGCUGCCCCAAUCAGACCGAAGACCCGGACCGUCCUGGUACCUGAGAGGAGCAUCAACCUACAGUUUAUAGACAGAUAG
Messenger RNA from Elephantulus edwardii (Cape elephant shrew), 1527 nucleotides. RefSeq names its product 25-hydroxyvitamin D-1 alpha hydroxylase, mitochondrial-like. The coding region runs from base 1 to 1527 and encodes 508 amino acids. Lineage: Eukaryota; Metazoa; Chordata; Mammalia; Macroscelidea; Macroscelididae. Gene Ontology annotation, molecular function: monooxygenase activity; iron ion binding; oxidoreductase activity, acting on paired donors, with incorporation or reduction of molecular oxygen. Gene Ontology annotation, biological process: cholesterol metabolic process; cortisol metabolic process; glucocorticoid biosynthetic process. The record is from RefSeq and is a predicted model, not a curated record. Gene Ontology annotation, cellular component: mitochondrial inner membrane. The transcript has 9 exons.